AUGAACUCGUCGCAGGUGGUGGAGAACACAACUCAAAUCAUCAAUACUUCGCACGAGGCUACUUAUACUAUCACACAAGUCGUCCUCAUCGGCACUGUAGCGGCUCUCCUGUCAUUGACAACCGUCGUUGGUAAUAUCAUGGUAAUGAUAUCUUUCAAAAUCGACAAGCAACUACAAACAAUAAGCAACUAUUUUCUAUUCUCCUUGGCCGUGGCCGAUUUUGCUAUAGGACUCAUUUCCAUGCCUCUCUUCACGAUAUACACGCUGCUGGGAUACUGGCCGCUGGGUCCUAUCGUUUGCGACACCUGGUUAGCGCUGGACUAUCUGGCGAGUAACGCCUCCGUUUUGAACCUGCUCAUCAUCAGUUUCGACAGGUACUUUUCGGUAACGAGGCCGUUAACGUAUAGGGCGAGGAGGACGACCAAUAGAGCCGCUGUUAUGAUUGCAUGCGCUUGGGGCAUUAGUCUUCUUCUUUGGCCACCUUGGAUCUACAGUUGGCCAUAUAUCGAAGGUCAACGCACAGUUCCAAAUGACGAAUGUUAUAUACAAUUCAUCGAAACAAAUCACUACAUCACAUUCGGUACGGCCAUCGCCGCCUUUUAUGUUCCAGUCACAGUUAUGUGCAUACUCUACUGGCGAAUAUGGAGAGAAACAGAAAAAAGACAGAAAGACCUGCCCAAUCUACAGGCCGGGAAAAAAGACAGCAGUAAAAGGAGUAACUCCAGCGAUGAACACAACACCACCUGCUCUCGGAUCGACACAGAGGACUGGAGGAGGCCAAGGUCCGAAUCAUCUACAGGGGCAGAUACAGAUUCCGUGUACAUGAAUAGCAAUAUCUGCGUGGAUCAUCAUAAAAGAAGACCGGUGAAGGGAGGCUGGCUAUCGAGUAUCUGGCGAAUUCGAGCUUGGUGCAUAGCAUGGUGGUACUCCGGACGGGAAGACAGUGAUACGGAGGAGGAGAGUCCCAGUGAACAGGGUCAGGGCUGCAUCACACCUGUGUCCUUUGACACUCCGCUGCAGAGUUCUGUCUCCCGGUGUACUUCGCUCAACGUGAUCAAAGACCCAUACGUAAGCCUCUCAUCACAACGGGAUCACUCCUUUCUGCAAACCAAUGUGACGCCUACACGUAUGACACCAAGAGACUCCAGAGGUCUUUCUGUGGGAGACCGCCUCACGAAAAGGUCGCUUUCCAACGACAGUAUCUACACUAUUUUGAUCCGGCUACCUGAAGAAUCGGGGACCGACAACAAAGAGAGGCCAUCUAUUAAGAUGAUUCCUGAGGUGAUUUCAAACCGAAGUCAACCCGAUGGUGAAUCCUACUCCAACGUCAAUCAAGUCAACCACAUCAAUCGACGACCAUCCACCAUGCCGGAUAUUCGCAUCCCUCUCAACGCAAAAAUCAUCCCCAAACAGUUGGCCGGCAGAACAUUGCUAGCUAAUGCUACCAAGAAUCAAGGGAAGAAAAAGAAGAAAACUCAGGAGAAGAAGGCCGACAGGAAAGCGGCCAAGACCCUGUCGGCCAUCCUGCUAACCUUCAUCAUCACCUGGACUCCUUACAACAUCCUGGUCCUGCUGAAACCCGUGGCGGCGACGAGCACUCGUCUUCCUCCUCAAGUUUGGGAUUUUUUCUAUUACCUGUGCUACAUAAACUCGACGAUAAAUCCAGUGUGCUACGCUCUGUGCAACGCAAGUUUUCGAAGAACAUAUCUGAGGAUUCUCCAGUGCAAAUGGCACAACAGGAAUCGAGCAGCGAUGAAUAGGGGGUUUUAUAAUUAA
Molecule: messenger RNA, 1776 nt
Organism: Leptinotarsa decemlineata (Colorado potato beetle)
Lineage: Eukaryota; Metazoa; Arthropoda; Insecta; Coleoptera; Chrysomelidae
Gene: mAChR-A
Product: muscarinic Acetylcholine Receptor, A-type
Biological process (GO): chemical synaptic transmission; G protein-coupled receptor signaling pathway, coupled to cyclic nucleotide second messenger; adenylate cyclase-inhibiting G protein-coupled acetylcholine receptor signaling pathway
Cellular component (GO): plasma membrane; dendrite; synapse
Molecular function (GO): G protein-coupled acetylcholine receptor activity; G protein-coupled serotonin receptor activity
Source: RefSeq, a predicted model, not a curated record